Aspergillus novofumigatus IBT 16806 is the source of this 321-nucleotide messenger RNA. RefSeq lists its product as uncharacterized. The record is from RefSeq and is a predicted model, not a curated record. The annotation marks the transcript as partial. Lineage: Eukaryota; Fungi; Ascomycota; Eurotiomycetes; Eurotiales; Aspergillaceae. The transcript has a single exon.
CUCCUCCAGCCGAAGGCAUUUGUUAGUCUUUUUGAGAAGGGGCAUCUAGCGCCCCAGGAGGCCUACUGGGCCCUGCCCAUCAUCAUACACAUGAUCUGCCUCCAGAGAGACAUAGGGGAUCCUGUCAACAUCUCCAACUUAACCGCCUUGAUUAGUAAUGAAAUCCCACCCAUGUGGAUAAUAUUAGUGGAUGUUCAGCACCCCCUAAGGGUGCUUGAGGAGCACCAUGUCUGGUUCAUCCAGCUGGUUACAGAGAUGAAAUGCAGCGGCGCCCUAGAUAAGGAGGCACAUCACGCUGGUGCCCCUGGCAGUGACAGCUAG